Molecule: messenger RNA, 2100 nt
Organism: Mus pahari (shrew mouse)
Lineage: Eukaryota; Metazoa; Chordata; Mammalia; Rodentia; Muridae
Gene: Spryd7
Product: SPRY domain containing 7
Exons: 5
Coding region: 260-850 (196 amino acids)
Molecular function (GO): protein binding
Source: RefSeq, a predicted model, not a curated record
CCCGGCCACCGGCCUGGCUCUCUGCACCGCCCUGCCCACCCGCCACACCCUCUUUGACUUGGGCUGGCCGCUGGCCCCGCCCACCUCCCGACACCGCCCCGCCCCUCCCGGAGGUCCUCGCUCCUUCGCCCGGGGGCCUCGCCUCAGCCUCUGCGUCCGCUUCGCCUCUCGGCCCGGGCGUCGCUGUGCGGGCUGCGAGGCUCCAGGGACCCAGAAGCACUCGGGCGCGGGCGGAUCGGUGGGGCUGUGUAGCUGCGCCAUGGCCGCGUCGGCGUGGUGCUGCCUGCGCUGCUGCAGGGACGGCGGGACUGGCCACAUUCCUCUCAAGGAGAUGCCGGCCGUACAGUUGGACACGCAGCACAUGGGAACAGAUGUUGUCAUCGUGAAAAACGGAAGAAGAAUCUGUGGCACCGGAGGUUGUUUAGCCAGUGCACCCUUACAUCAGAACAAAAGCUACUUUGAGUUCAAAAUCCAGUCUACUGGAAUCUGGGGUAUAGGUGUUGCAACUCAGAAAGUUAACUUGAACCAGAUUCCUCUUGGCCGAGACAUGCAUAGCCUGGUGAUGAGAAAUGACGGAGCCCUGUACCACAACAACGAAGAGAAAAACAGGCUGCCGGCAAACAGCCUUCCUCAGGAGGGAGAUGUAGUGGGUAUAACAUAUGACCAUGUAGAAUUAAAUGUAUAUUUGAAUGGGAAAAACAUGCAUUGUCCGGCAUCAGGUAUACGAGGGACAGUGUAUCCAGUUGUAUAUGUUGACGACAGUGCAAUUCUGGAUUGCCAGUUCAGUGAAUUUUAUCAUACUCCUCCACCUGGUUUUGAAAAAAUACUAUUCGAGCAGCAGAUCUUCUGAAUGAGUUUGUUUUCAGGACUUGACCUCUGCAGCAUCUCACAGCGCUUACCACAUAAUAAAGCUCUCUUUGAUCUAGAGACGCAAACACACGCUGAACAUUGAGCUUCUAAUUGUUGUCCAAGGAACCCAUGGAUUCAUUAUACCAUGCUGAGGUUUGAUUUAAAAGAUCUAGGCAACUUAUUUAAUCUUAUUUAAGCAAAUAUAUAUAGCCCUGGGUUUGAUUAACAGUAUUAUGUGGUAACAUGUAUAUAAAUAUUUAAAGGGAAUUUUUCUUAUAUAAAAUAUUUGACAGUGAUGUGUAAUUGAGUGAUUAUUUUUUUGUCAUCCUGAACUUGAGUCACCAUAGUCUGUAAUCCAAGAAUUUUGUGUCUUCUUGUCCUUUUGAUAAAAUGAAAUGGCAGAAAUUUACAUACCUGGCAGCUUAGUUUUGCUGAUAUAUUUCCUCUGCUCAUGGGCUACUUUUCUUAAAAUGGAAACUGCUUUUGCUGUGUUGUUGUAUCCCUGCUUUCUGUUGCCUUUUUGAAAGAUGAGAAAGUUAUCAGACCAUCUUGUUGAAGACCAUCAAGAUGAGCACUAGUGAUUGCUCAUAGUAUACUAGCAGACCUCUGUAAGAGUUAUGAUGCUUUAAAUGUAAGUAAGCCAAGUGUGAAGGCACACACCUUUAUUCCCAGCACUUGGGAGACAAAGUCAGGUGGAUUUCUGUGAGUUUGAGGCUAGCCUGGUCUGUAUAGUGAGUAUUAUAAGCACCAGAACAACCAGGGCUGUGUAGGGAGAACCUGUCAAAAAAAAAAAAAACUAAUUGUUUUUUGCUAUAAGGAAUAAUAAAGAUGUAUUAAGGAAUAUUCAGUAUUAUAUUUAAAACAUUCUUCCUGUUUUGUUAAUUAUAUGGUAAUAAUUAUGGAAAUUUUGACAUAAGUGAGUCCUCAUGGUCUUUGAUCUUCUUGAGUCACUCUUUAUUAGUUAACAGCCAGACUAAGCUAAUCACAUCUUCAAAUAGUUAUAUUCUUUUUCUCAGAUAAGUAUAGUCAGGAUUCAUCACAAGUUGUAUGGCAUGUGGGGCAAGGAAAACAUGGACACUAGAAUUCAGAGAACAGUCGCCCAGGGUCCUUCUGUCCUUACUGAGUUUCUCAGAGUCCACCUUACACAAAGGGUAAUCAUACUGACAUGCUGAGAGCCUGUGACUAGUUGACAGUGUGUGUAAAAUGCUUUAAUUAUCAUCACUUAAUAAAAAUAGCCAUGAUUGUUGUGAA